AUGAAGACUUUUUAUGUGAUUAAGCAUAAUCAAAUAGUAAUCAAAACCCGAAUUUUGAAAUUUGGAUCUGAGGUUUAGGGUUCCACAAAAUUAAAAUCGUUUAAAUUUCGUCACGAUCGUUGAGAAGAGCUUCGAUCUUUAGCUUUUCAAUUUGGAGGGAAAAUCCAAACGGAGCUCGACUUGAAGGAAUCUUUAUCAAGUUUUAAUUUCUUGGAAAGAAAUGAGCACUAUGAUUAAUAGAACUCCAAAAUCGGGGAGACAAUCGUUGUUUUUCCAAGACUUGGCUUCAUCGGUCUCUUCCAGGCAAGGGAAAUUCUUUAGUCCAGGUCAAGCAGCAGCAGUCUCGGCUUUACGGGGAGAGAAUUCUGGUGGCUCGAAUCUUCCGCCUCCUCCUAUGUACACCUUGGAGGACCGUGCAGAUAUUUCGCCUGAAUACAGGGGAUUGGAUUAUCCUAUUUCUCCUGAAAACAAGUCGGAUCCAAGAACUCCGGUCCAAAGCUCUGGACGUGACUUCUCUACUCCUGCAAAGAGCAAGUCAGGGGCCAACACUUCAUUUGCUGUACUUAAUGGACAGCAUAGUCAGCAGGGUGCAGCGAGCUUGAGUUGGUGGUCACCCAAGGCAAGUGGCAGUGAGCAGGAUGACAAGGGAAAGGGCUCUCCCGUUGAGAGCAUGGUUCAGCCUGGUGCUUUGAUCACACUUCCGCCUCUGAGGCAAGUUGCCAGGCCAGAGAUACAGAAUACUUCCAUAGCUGCUGGAAAUCUGGAUGAGGAAGGUUGGGUUACUGUCUAUGGAUUCUCUCCAGCUGAUACAAAUUUAGUUUUACGAGAAUUUGAAAAGUGUGGUGUGAUAUUGAAACAUGUUCCUGGUCCAAGGGAUGCUAACUGGAUGCACAUUCUUUAUUCAAAACGAUCCGAUGCUCUGAGGGCACUUGGCAAGAAUGGAAUGCAAAUAAAUGGAGUACUAAUUGUUGGUGUGAAGCCGGUGGAUCCAAUGCAACGCGAGGCUUUAAAUGAAAGAUUGAAUAAUCAGGGUUUCCUGACUUUACCCUCAACAACAAGUAGAACAUCAGAGCUGAACAACUUCCGGCCACCUCACUCAUACCAUCUUCAGAAUGGCAAUGGCAAUGCACGACAGUCGGGAGGUCCUUUGGCGAGCCCUACAAAAUCAUUAGGUAACAAAGUCAUGGAGUACUUGUUUGGAUAUUAGAAUCAUCUCCACACCUGCCCACGUUUUCAUUAGGGCUCAUUAUGGUGCGCGUGACCGUUUUCCUUCCGGAUAUUCAUUCCGAUGACGGAACAUAUAAUUUUCAAUAAAAGUAGAGAGUUUCAAUAUAUAAUUCCAUCUCAA
Hibiscus syriacus is the source of this 1348-nucleotide messenger RNA. Its product is annotated as nuclear pore complex protein NUP35-like. Lineage: Eukaryota; Viridiplantae; Streptophyta; Magnoliopsida; Malvales; Malvaceae. Gene Ontology annotation, biological process: NLS-bearing protein import into nucleus; regulation of DNA-templated transcription; nuclear pore organization. The record is from RefSeq and is a predicted model, not a curated record. Gene Ontology annotation, molecular function: phospholipid binding; single-stranded DNA binding; structural constituent of nuclear pore. The transcript is spliced from 4 exons. The coding region runs from base 221 to 1207 and encodes 328 amino acids. Gene Ontology annotation, cellular component: nuclear pore nuclear basket; nuclear pore central transport channel; nuclear membrane.